AGGAGUGUGGGGCGGGGAUGGAUUAGAUUAAGUUGGUCCAAAUUCAAGGGAUCACCCGCAGUAGCCUGGGGUGACAGAUCAAAAAAUAUGCUGGUGUGAGCAAGCAAGAGAGAGAGAGAGAGAUGGUCAUGCAAUCAGAAAUAGAAAUGCAGCUUGUUGCAAUUGCUGUUGAGAAUUUUUACCCCGUAAUUCUCCACACACUACCCUUCAAUAGGCGAUUGUAGUUUGGAAGCCUUAGUUUCAUCUGGCCCGAAGUCAUUUUGGAUUCUAACUUGUCCACUUAAACGGAAAGUAGCAUGCUGAUAGACUUUGGACUUUUAUGUGAUUAUUGAGCACGGGACAAACCAGGAGAAAGGGGUGGGGGUGAUGGGAAACAUCAACAAGACAUCUGGAAGAAAAAGUGACAAGGGGGUGUCGCCUGUAGAGAGAAGUGGGGCCCCAGUUGCCGCGGCCAUGCUCGGGGAGCUGAAAGAAGCAGGUGAGCUGGACACAGAAGAAGACGAGGACAGAGGAAGCGAGCCGGAGUUCGAUGAGCCGCUGUGUGCUCUGGUUAAGAACUGCAACAUGCUGCGCAACAUAGUGGGGCCUGCGUGUAUCUUCCUCAAACAAGGCUUUGCACAGAGCCAGAUCGACCGAGACCUGCGACCUGAAGAAAUGGAAGAGCUGCGUGAGGCGUUCAGGGAGUUUGACAAGGACAAGGAUGGCUUCAUCAGUUGCAAGGACCUUGGCGAGUGCAUGAGGACGAUGGGAUACAUGCCGACUGAGAUGGAACUGAUCGAGCUCAGCCAGCAGAUCUGUGGCGGCAGAGUAGACUUUGAAGAUUUUGUGGAGUUGAUGGGUCCAAAGAUGCUGGCUGAGACCGCAGACAUGAUUGGAGUCAAAGAGCUUCGGGACGCCUUUAAAGAGUUUGACUCCGAUGGUGACGGUCAGAUCAGCCUUGGGGAGCUAAGAGAAGCCAUGAAGAAGCUGAUGGGCGAGCAACUCAACCACCGUGAGAUAGAUGAGAUCCUGCGUGACGUCGACCUCAACGGGGACGGAGAGGUAGACUUUGAGGAGUUUGUGAGGAUGAUGUCUCGCUGAACAAAAGCAUCUUUGCUGCAGUGAAUGAGGACUGCACUCCGUCGUCUUGUAACUCACACUUCUUUGUGCCCCGCCUUCCAGUCUCUCAGAGUGUGAGAGACCCCUCUGUACGUGCGUUUGUGUCACGUGAAUGUUUACCGUGCUAAAGGUGGUAACAUGGAAUGCAUGGCGAAUGUGAAGAAGGAGAUUACAUUGAAUGUAACAAUUUAAACUGACACCAGCAUGCGCGAUGCAUAUUGUGUAGUAUAGGUCUAAAAACGGUAAAAAGAAAUGCAAUGAGAGUUAUUUAAUAGCACAUGGUUAAUAAAAAUAAACACGAUUGUAUUAAUGUAAUGCUAGCAAUGUAUUUCCAGAUGUUACCCCAAUAAAUGAUUGGUACUGUCAGAGAGAUAAUAUUUUUGCAAUAUUUUUAUUCCAAUGUCGUAUGCUGUGUUGUUGGACUGCAGUACUACCCAAGUGUUUUUCCAUCAUGUUGCCUUUUUUUCCACAGGCAUUUCAAUAUUAUCUUCACUUUUAGUCGUACGCAAAAUAUGCUUGUCACACAAACGACAUAACACUAAAUGUGUUGGGGGUGCCACUUGUUUACAUUAUGGCAAUAAACGCAAUACCUACAUACUUUAUUUUUCCUUGGUCUGGUGGGAAUGUAUCAAUAUUGUCUCAAAUAAAUAUAUUUUAACUCUUUCAAGAAAUAUAUGUUCUAUUUUUACAUUUUGUGCAACGGCAUAGUGAAAUACUCAUUCUAAAUAAA
Molecule: messenger RNA, 1828 nt
Organism: Nerophis lumbriciformis (worm pipefish)
Lineage: Eukaryota; Metazoa; Chordata; Actinopteri; Syngnathiformes; Syngnathidae
Gene: cabp2a
Product: calcium binding protein 2a
Cellular component (GO): cytoplasm
Molecular function (GO): calcium ion binding; calcium channel regulator activity
Source: RefSeq, a predicted model, not a curated record